AGAGAUACAGCAAUUACCGGAUUGGUGGCUGUACAAUAUGUAUCCAUUGAUUCGUCACUCUUUCAUUGUUCAAUUUGUAUAACCGUCAUUUGAAAUCGGAGAAAGAGUCCUCAUGAAAAAGUAUUUGGUUCUGACUAGGAAUUAAGAUAGUAAUUUUCCUCUCGUUGACAGAAGUUAAAAUUAAAAGGAGGAAUAUUAAAAACGUUUGAAAAUGUCAUUUUCUAAAGCACGGAUACAACGAUUUAACGAAUGUGAAAAUGAUGUACCUCCACCAGGGUCCUAUGAUCCGAAGAUUGACAGUAAAGUGAAAGGUUUUGCUAUUGAAAAAUCAGAAAGAUUUCAUGAUAACAAAAGCAUUGGAAGUGCUGAGUACAAUUUAUCAGUAUGCACUAAAAACACCAGUAAUAUAGUAGCCAGUUUUAGAACGCCACAAUUACCACGAAAACAUAAUGGGGAACAAAUUCAGAGAUCCAGCCAGAAGGUAAAACCUCGCGCGCUUAUUUCUGCCAACGACCAAAAAUUAAAAUACAAUUCAGAGCAUCAACUCGCAGACCUUCAAGUAGAAUGUUCUAAUAAAGACAAAACAAUACAAGAGUUGGAAAGACAUGUUGAGGACUUGAAACAAGAAGUGCGAAAGUUAGAAUUGGAACUCGAUGAAUUACAAAACAAGCAAGCGAAAGUGGAAGAGCAACACAGAAAGGAUAUAGAAACAAUGACCAAAUUGCAACAAGAAGUUUUACAUGGCUACGAUGAAAGGCAUCAAACCGAAGUAAAGCAUCUUCGUUGCCAGUUAUCGGAAGUAUCAGAAGAGAAAGAACGCGAAAUCGAAGCAAGGAAAAUUAUGGAAGGCGAUCUUAGGAACCGUAUUGCAGAUUUCUCAAAAAGAAUAGUUGGCUUAGAAUCUGAAUUGGCCGAAAAAAAAUACGCAAAUACACAGAAGGUUCAAACUCUUGAAGCACAAAUCGAAGAAUUAACAACAAAAUUAGAAACGAUAACAGUGAGCCAUAAACAUGAAAUUAAUUUAUUGGAGCAAGAAAAAACCAAACUCAAUUCAUACAUUAGUGAUUUAACCGAUGAAAGCGAUCAAUUGGAGCUGAAGUUACAACAACGACAGAACGUCAUUUUUGAACUACAAGCGCAAUUAUCUACUCUUCAGUGUGAAUUAGAUGAACUAAAAGCGGAAUAUGAAAAUCUCGUCGAAAAUUCUUCGAAGCAAAUGGACAGUGUUAAAUAUAAAUAUCAAGAAGAAAUUGAUAAAUUAAAAAUCAAUUUUGAAGAAGAGAACAUAAUUCUCGUAAAUGAAAAUCAAUUGGAACGAUCGCGUAGAAUAGAAAUUGAAGCUAAAGUAAAAGAUGUUGAAGGGCAAAAUAAAUUCCUUGUAGAAGGAUUGGUAGAAGUUCAAGAACUUUAUAAUAAUGUUCGUAAUUCUUUACACCAUGCGCAACAAGAAUUAGAAGAAUCCAAUGAAAAACAUAAUCUUGUUUUGAACAAGCACAAAGUGGAUUUAGAUUAUAUAAUGAAACGCCAUGAUGAAGAAGCAUUUAAAUUAAAACAGUACCUGGAAAAUGAAAAAUUAAGUUACUUGAAAGAGAUAGAAAAUUCGAUGAUAGCAAAUCAUAAAUAAAUAGCUGAAAUUAAAGAAGCAGCGGUUAGAAAUCUUGAUGAAGAAAAAGAAAAUUCUAAAUUACUUGAAGAAGAACGAAACAAAUGGAAAAGUUUGGAAAAAUCAAUUAUGGAGAAACUUGAGGAAGAAAAAGUCCGUCGAGAAGCAAUUGAAGGAGAAAUGAAAACGCUCUCUAAAUAUAAUCAGCAACUCUUAAAAGAUUAUCAAGAGAUUCAUGAGAAAUAUGAUGAGGCAGUUAGUCAACAUAAUCACCAGCAAAGAAUUAAGCAUGUGUCACAGCUAAAAGAUAAAAUCAAUGAAUUUGAACAGGUGAACGCUAUGUUUAGAGAAGCAAGGAUUACGACAUUAGAUGAAAAACUUGCACAGAAAGAUGUGGAAAUUACGAGACUUUCCGUAACCCUCGAAGCACUAAAGAGUUCCGCAGAAACGCAGGAAAGUUUUGGACAAAGUUUACAAAUGGAAUUAGAUCGAGCUGAAACUGAAUUAGCAGAAAAAAAAGGAGAACUUCGAGCCUUAAAAGAUCAGAUUCGAGCAGAGGCGGCAGAGAUGGUGGCUAGAAGGAAGAGGUUCGAAGUUAUAAUGUCUGAAAAUCAAUCAUCAGUCGCUGCUUUAACUAAACGUUUAUCGCAAAGCAAUGCUGAAGUGGAAAGAUUACAGCAUGAAUUAAAACGUGGCGAAGAUUGUAUCAAUGAACAUCGUGACUUACUAAGUAUCAUGCGUGACAACUCUCAAAUGGUACAUGAACAGGUGCACGUUUUGAUGCAACAGUUAGAUGCUAAAAAGGGAUUGGUUGAUCAAUUCGAAGCUGAAACUUUGAGUGAAGUGGAAACACUAAAAGUUAUAUUUGAAAAUAAAAUCGACGAUUUAAGGAAAAUAGCAACGAUGGAAGUUGCACAAUUACAAGCCGAAAGUGAUUCAAAAACCGCUAAAAAUGUUGUGAUGAAAAAUCAACUUCACGAAAUGGCUAAUCAUCUUGCUGAAGCACAAACCAUGCUACUUAAAUUAGAAGAGAGGAACGAUGUUCAAGAGGUCGAAAUUUCUCGAAUAGAAUUGCUUAACAGCAAACUUAAUGAACAAUUAAACGAACGUGAAAUAGCAAUAGAAGAAAUUAAUAAAUUAUUAAAGCAUCAAUCAAAAAAUCUUGAAGUCAUCAAAGAAGCAAAUUUGAAAAUACAAGAACUUACUGAUAAAAUCGAAAGUCUAGAAGAAAAAGACUGUCACAUGCAGGAGAAUUAUAAAUUACUUGAAGAAGAACGAAACAAAUGGAAAAAUUUUGAAAAAGCAAUUAUAGAGAAACUUGACGAAGAAAAAGUCCGUCGAGAAGCAGUUGAAGGAGAAAUGAAAACGCUCUCUAAAUAUAAUCAGCAACUCUUAAAAGAUUAUCAAGAGAUUCGUGAGAAAUAUGUUGAAGUAGUUGAUCAUCAUAAUCACCAGCAAAGAAUUAAGCAUGUAUCACAGCUGAAAGAUAAAAUCAGUCAACUUGAACAGGACUUACAUGUCAAGAUGAGGACGAUAGAACAACAACAAAAAAUAAUCGAAAAGCUGAAAGCAGAAGAAAAAUGUUCAUAUAGUAAAGGGAAGGAAAACAUGGUAGGAAUCCCAAAGAGUACUCAUACGACUCCCGUUUCUUCUCCUCAUAAACUACUAACUCCGUUAAGGAAUCGGAAUGAGUAA
Eufriesea mexicana is the source of this 3298-nucleotide messenger RNA. RefSeq names its product paramyosin. The record is from RefSeq and is a predicted model, not a curated record. The transcript has 17 exons. Lineage: Eukaryota; Metazoa; Arthropoda; Insecta; Hymenoptera; Apidae.